Molecule: messenger RNA, 2571 nt
Organism: Sesamum indicum (sesame)
Lineage: Eukaryota; Viridiplantae; Streptophyta; Magnoliopsida; Lamiales; Pedaliaceae
Biological process (GO): peptidyl-serine phosphorylation; peptidyl-threonine phosphorylation
Molecular function (GO): protein serine/threonine kinase activity; ATP binding
Source: RefSeq, a predicted model, not a curated record
UCCUCUCUCUCUCUCUCUCUUUCUCUCUCUAUAUCUCUACAUAAUGUGUAUGUACAAACUAUAUAUGUAUAUAUAUAUAGAGAGAGAGAAUACAUAUUCAAACUAGUUUGUUUUUGUGUGUAUAUAGGUAGAGAGAGAGAGACAGACAGACAACGGACAUGAGAACACCAACUGCUGAUGGCCAAGAUCAUCAUCAACUCCUCCCACUUUUGACCCUUCAGACAGCGGCAUCCCACCCCAAUCCCAUGGGCUCCCCACUAUUACUUCAUCCCUCUCUGCGUUUUAGCUUUCUUUCUUGAAUUCAAUUCUCUCGGCUUCUUGCUUCUCAUGGCAGAGCACGAACUCGAGUCCGUCUUGGAAUUCUUGAGGAAGAAUGGGUUGUCGGAGUCUGAAUCAGCGCUGCUGGAGGAUGUAAUGGAGAAAUCUCAACUGGGAUCUUCUGAAUUGGAGAGGUUCUUCUUCCCCAUGCCCCCUCCGCCUCCGCCCCUCAGAAUUCCGUCCGCUCACCGGCUGCUGCUCCCGCCGCCUCGGGCUGAGCUCUCUGAUGGUACUGCUGACACCUCCAAGAGUUCGUCCGAUGAUGAGUUCGUGAGUUUGGGUUCUUCUACUACUGAAUUAUGUUCUUCUGAAUUUACCAAUCCAUACGGUAUCCGUACGACUCGUCCGACAUCUCAGGCUUCGUCUGAUAGGUUGUCUCAGUUUGGUACAGCUCGAGAUUACCCCGAUUUUGAUAUGCAAACUGACCUUUUCUGGUACAAGGAGAAAGAUGAGGACUAUGCUAUGCCACCCCUCUUUGGAGGUCGAGAUUUUGAUGGCGACCCCAGCGAGGAUAAAUAUGUCAUGACCGUGCAAACGGAGGAACGCAUAGACGAUCAAGUCGCGUAUAAUUUCAUUCCUGAUGGAAGCACUAAGUAUAUAGAAAGUCGAUGGGAUUUUACCUCGAGGGAUAAUUUGAAAGACGAGGCUUACAAAGACUAUUAUGAAUUGGGCGAACACUUUAGGCUUGAAGAAAGUGGUGAAAAGCGUGAGGGACAUUGCACCAAUUAUAGUUGUUCGGCCCCUCUCUGUGCUUGUUGCAAUGGUGCUGGAACUGUUUACACGCAUGGCUCAAAAGAACACAAACUAGGAAAUCUAAACGUAACGGAUGACAACCGCGAUCAAACAAGGACUCGAUUAGCAGAAAAUGACUCUAGCUUUGCCAAUGAGAGGAAUUCUACAUAUGAUUGGUUCGAAGGUUUUGGUAAUAACCUUGAUGUUGGUACGGUUAAGAAGGAUAGCCAGCUAAAUGAGAAUGACGAUUAUGACUUUAUAUAUGAUGAAGUAAUUGCAAGUAAAAAACAUGAGCCGAAAGUUGCUGUAAAUGAAGAGAACGGUGCUACAUCUGACGAGCUCCUGUUAUAUGAGACUAAGGAAGAUGAUUAUGAGAUAUUCAACCUAAGAAUCAUACAUAGGAAAAACAGGACCGGAUUCGAGGAGAACAGGGACUUCCCGGUUGUGAUGAAUAGUAUCAUAGCGGGUAGAUAUUAUGUUACGGAAUUCCUUGGAUCUGCCGCAUUUAGCAAAGUCGUCCAGGCUCAUGAUCUUUACUCUGGAAUGGAUGUUUGCUUAAAGAUCAUUAAAAAUGACAAGGACUUCUUCGAUCAGAGCUUAGACGAGAUCAAACUUCUGAAGUUUGUUAACAAGCACGAUCCUGCUGAUGAGCAGCACAUUUUACGUCUUUAUGACUACUUCUACUAUCAGGAGCAUCUAUUUAUUGUUACUGAACUUCUGCGAGCAAACUUGUAUGAAUUUCAGAAAUACAACCGUGAAUCUGGUGGAGAGCCGUAUUUUACAAUGCACAGGCUGCAGGUGAUAACCCGACAAUGUUUGGAGGCAGUAUUGUAUCUCCAUGAUUUAGGAAUCAUUCACUGUGAUCUGAAGCCAGAAAAUAUUCUGAUCAAACGGUAUAGAACAUGCGAGAUCAAGGUGAUUGAUCUUGGCAGCAGUUGCUUUCAGAAUGACAAUCUGUCCCUGUAUGUACAAUCUCGUUCGUAUAGGGCUCCUGAGGUUAUGUUAGGUCUUCCUUAUGACCAGAAGAUCGACCUGUGGUCUGUCGGGUGCAUUUUGGCAGAAUUGUGUUCUGGGGAGGUUCUUUUUCCGAAUGAACCAGUUGUAAUGCUUCUUGCACGCAUGAUAGGGAUGCUUGGUCCAAUCGACAUGGACAUGCUGAAGAAUGGCCAAGAGACACACAAGUACUUUACGAAAGAAUAUAAUCUGUAUUACAUAGACGAGGAUACGAAUAAGAUCGAGUACAUUGUCCCCAAGGAGACAUCACUGGAGCAUCACCUGCAAAUUUCAGAUUCUUGCUUCAUCGACUUCCUGAAACACAUGCUUGAGAUCAACCCCAACAGACGGCCUACUGCAAGAGAGGCGCUGCAGCAUCCUUGGCUUUUGCAUUCAUACGAGGUUAAUUCUUUCUGAGCUUUUUAAGUAGAUAAAAAUUUUGUAUGAAACCUCCAAGAAUGUGGGUUUGAAGAAUGUCUUAACCAAAAUGUUUCCUGUGAAGUAAAGAGAUCAUUCGCAUGCUGUAUA